Messenger RNA from Biomphalaria glabrata, 2172 nucleotides. RefSeq lists its product as uncharacterized. The coding region runs from base 1 to 2172 and encodes 723 amino acids. The transcript is spliced from 4 exons. Lineage: Eukaryota; Metazoa; Mollusca; Gastropoda; Planorbidae. The record is from RefSeq and is a predicted model, not a curated record.
AUGCAGUUAUCCACCAUACUUGAGACUAAUCCCAGUGGCAUGCAGUUAUCCACCAUACUGGAGAGUUGUCCUAGUGUCAUGCAGUUAUCCACCAUACUGGAGAGUUGUCCCAGUGGCAUGCAGUUAUCCACCAUACUUGAGAGUAAUCCUAGUGUCAUGCAGUUAUCCACCAUACUGGAGAGUUGUCCCAGUGGCAUGCAGUUAUCCACCAUACUGGAGAGUUGUCCCAGUGGCAUGCAGUUAUCCACCAUACUUGAGACUAGUCCCAGUGGCAUGCAGUUAUACACCAUACUGGAGAGUUGUCCCAGUGGCAUGCAGUUAUCCACCUUACUGGAGAGUUGUCCCAGUGUCAUGCAGUUAUCCACCAUACUUGAGACUAGUCCCAGUGGCAUGCAGUUAUCCACCAUACUGGAGAGUGGAGAGUUGUCCUAUUGUCCCAGUGGCAUGCAGUUAUCCACCAUACUGGAGAGUUGUCCCAGUGGCAUGCAGUUAUCCACCAUACUUGAGACUAGUCCCAGUGGCAUGCAGUUAUCCACCAUACUGGAGAGUUGUCCCAGUGGCAUGCAGUUAUCCACCUUACUGGAGAGUUGUCCUAGUGUCAUGCAGUUAUCCACCAUACUGGAGAGUUGUCCCAGUGGCAUGCAGUUAUCCACCAUACUGGAGAGUUGUCCCACUGUCAUGCAGUUAUCCACCAUACUGGAGAGUUGUCCUAGUGGCAUGCAGUUAUCCACCAUACUGGAGAGUUGUCCCAGUGGCAUGCAGUUAUCCACCAUACUGGAGAGUUGUCCCAGUGGCAUGCAUUGUCCUAGUGUCAUGCAGUUAUCCACCAUACUGGAGAGUUGUCCCAGUGUCAUCCAGUUAUCCACCAUACUGGAGAGUUGUCCCAGUGGCAUGCAGUUAUCCACCAAACUUGAGACUAAUCCCAGUGUCAUGCAGUUAUCCACCAUACUGGAGAGUUGUCCCAGUGGCAUGCAGUUAUCCACCAUACUGGAGAGUUGUCCCAGUGGCAUGCAGUUAUCUACCAUACCGUCCGAUCCAGCAACGCUCUUGAAUGGUAAGAAGUCCUUCUACAUUGUCCACACCCACCUCCAGCAGAACAGAGGUAUUUGUACUGUAGUCUUACCAGCGUCUGGCCUUUAUGAAGUGAAGCCACCUUUGAUGGAAGAGUUCAAGGAGCCUUACAUGCCUUUGAAAGCUAUUGAUGUUCUGAGAGAAUGUCUACUUUUAGGUAAGUCAACCAGUACCAGUCAACCAGUACCAGUCAACCAGUACCAGUCAACCAGUACCAGUCAACCAGUACCAGUCAACCAGUACCAGUCAACCAGUACCAGUCAACCAGUACCAGUACCAGUCAACCAGUACCAGUCAACCAGUACCAGUCAACCAGUACCAGUCAACCAGUACCAGUACCAGUCAACCAGUACCAGUCAACCAGUACCAGUCAACCAGUACCAGUACCAGUCAACCAGUACCAGUCAACCAGUACCAGUCAACCAGUACCAGUCAACCAGUACCAGUCAACCAGUACCAGUCAACCAGUACCAGUCAACCAGUACCAGUCAACCAGUACCAGUCAACCAGUACCAGUCAACCAGUACCAGUACCAGUCAACCAGUACCAGUCAACCAGUACCAGUCAACCAGUACCAGUCAACCAGUACCAGUCAACCAGUACCAGUCAACCAGUACCAGUACCAGUCAACCAGUACCAGUCAACCAGUACCAGUCAACCAGUACCAGUCAACCAGUACUGGUCAACCAGUACCGGUCAACCAGUACCAGUCAACCAGUACCAGUCAACCAGUACCAGUCAACCAGUACCAGUCAACCAGUACCAGUCAACCAGUACCAGUCAACCAGUACCAGUACCAGUCAACCAGUACCAGUCAACCAGUACCAGUACCAGUCAACCAGUACCAGUCAACCAGUACCAGUCAACCAGUACCAGUCAACCAGUCAACCAGUACCAGUCAACCAGUACCAGUCAACCAGUACCAGUCAACCAGUACCAGUCAACCAGUACCAGUCAACCAGUACCAGUCAACCAGUACCAGUCAACCAGUACCAGUCAACCAGUACCAGUCAACCAGUUGCUGACUCGUGUUCCUCAAAGUUGACGUUUAAAAAGUUGAAACUUAGAUCAAGUCAAUUUACACAGGAAGACAACUUGUGA